Rubroshorea leprosula is the source of this 1017-nucleotide messenger RNA. The record is from the annotation of a GenBank genome assembly. Lineage: Eukaryota; Viridiplantae; Streptophyta; Magnoliopsida; Malvales; Dipterocarpaceae.
GCCAAAGUAUCCCAAAUUCCCAAUCAACAACAAAGAAGUAGACAUUUGCAUCUAAGCUAUGGAAGAACGAAGACAUUUUGCUGGAAGAUCUUGUUGUGGUGAUUGUGAUACAGGAGAAAAUACAGAGGAAUCACAAUUAUUAUUUUUUUUUAAUAUGUAAGUAGCUCACUCUAUCUAAUGGCCUCUGUUUUGCAAUCCAGCAUAGGCUGAAUUAUAAAGCAAGGGACUCAUUUUCUUUUGGAUUGCAUAAUAGAAGUAAAUUUUUCUUCACUCUUGUGUAGAGAUGUAAACCUCACUGUUCAACUGUGAAACCUAACGAUGCUUUUUCUCUCUGAAAUACUCUUUGCCUGCGGUCACUCUCAAUCCUUCUCUCUUUUCGAUCCAAAUCCAUCGUGUGGAUGCAGCACCGAAUACUCGAACUCCGACCACAAAUUCCUCACCGUCUGCAAUGUGCUGCCACACAACCUGCACUUAUCGAGGAAGCGCAGGGGACGAAACACUGCCGUUAGCGGUAAUCGUGGAUGGGAAUCGGAGAUGGAAGCGCUUGAGAGGCUUGGGAGGCCAGUGUGAGUCUCUGAGAGAGAUGCAGGAGCUCUGUUGCAAGUUCGGAGUACUAGUUCUCAGUCUCUUUGCCUCUUUUAGCGAAAAUUGCUUUCAUCCCAAAGUAUUAAAUUGGCUGAUGGCUUUCAGCUCGAGAGUUGAUUUUGACAAAACGGGAUAUAGCUGCCCUACCUGGAUGGCUUCUGCAAGGUAACAUACUCUAUUUGCUAUUUAAUACAAACUAAUGCAGAAACAGUUGCAUCUCACUUACAAAAGAAUUCCACCUGUAAAGAACUUCACCGCUUUAAAUUAAAAUUAUAUCCUUGUUAUUUCCAUGGAUCUCUCUAUGGUUGUGUUAGCAUAUUCGGUCUGCAACCAAAUAGUUCCUUGUCGUUCUGCAAAUUUUUGUUCGGUAGCAGCAUCCUUAUAUUAGAGGUUGGCACGUCCUUAUCUAAGGAACAAAUCAUUAGAAAAACA